GCAUACCGCUGCACCCUGACCUUUUUAAAGGGUCAAUCUGGGAUUGGGAUCCAUCCUGCUGGAACACGGACAUCCUGGAUGAGUAGUGAGCAGUGAUGAGUGACAGGGAGGCAGUCCAGGCCCAUGUCCUUCUGUCAUCACAGGGUCACCAGACAGCCCUCCACCGAGCAGCCAUGGUGGGGAACAGUGAUAUCAUAGACGGACUCAUCAAGGGAGGCUGCGCUCUAGACCUGCAGGACAAGGACGGCAACACGGCGCUCCAUGAGGUCUCGUGGCAUGGCUUCUGUCAGUCAGUCAAACUGUUGGUCAAGGCUGGAGCUGACGUUCACGCCAGGAACAAGGCAGGAAACACAGCUCUCCACCUGGCCUGUCAGAAUGCCAAUGCUCAGAGCGCCCACGUGCUGCUGCUGGGAGGCUCCAGACCAGACAUCAAGAACAAUGUGGGGGACACCUGUUUGCAUGUGGCAGCACGCUACAAUCACCUGGCCAUGAUCAAGAUUCUGGUGGGCGCCUUAUGCUCUGUUACGGAGAAAAACCUGCUAGGGGACACUGCUCUCCAUGUGGCAGCUGCCCUAAACCACAAGAAAACUGUUCAGCUCCUCCUGGAGGCAGGGACUGACGGCAACGCACGAAACAACGCAGGGAAGACUGCCCUGGACAAGGCCAGAGACUACAACCACAAAGACGUGUCUCUCCUGCUGGCCAGAGCUCCUCAGGUUCACUGUUUCACUAGAGAAAGGACGGUGAGGAAGAAAAGGGACCGGCUGAAAGCAGAACGCAGAACCCAGUCUGUCACUAGAGAAGAAAUUCUGCCCAACAAGGACAGUGGGUACAUGGCUGAGGCGUCUCACGGUAGUGAGCGUAGGGCCAGCAGAGCAGGGCUGCCUCACCAUCAUCACCACCGCCUUCACUACAGUAAAACAUCAGUCACCCCAACCAGCCCUUACCACAGAAGGAGAAGACAUAAGCUUUUCAAAGAACAGGCCUUGGCAGAGGAUACUCCGAGAAGAAGAAUGAAUGGCCAUCCCGAACUCCACAGGAAGAGCAGACUGUGUACACAUGAUGAAGCCCCUCCGCCUCACAACGGCAAAACCUAUCAGCUAUACACCCUGUACCGCGACAAGGACGGCAAUGUCAAACAGGCCCCAGCCAAUGGCUGCCACUGUAAGCCCCUGAUCAAGAGGCUAGAGGGAGAGCUGAACGCCACUAAAGAGGAGAUGAGGACACAGAUGCUGACAGUUCAGGAGCAAGUCUAUACUAGGCUUGGGAGGAUGGACCGCAAGAGCAUACACCAGGCCUGUCUGCUACCAGUCAAUUCAAUUCAACUUUGUUGCACACAUGGCUUUUUCUGUCUCAUACAGAAAGAUAAACUGCAAGUACAGCCUGUAAACCUCCACUCGAAUUUGUGUGGAAAUGACAUGAAUGACAUACAGAUACUUAAUUUGCUGCAACAACAAUUUUUCAACCCCUUUUUAUCACCAUAUUCCCCCUAUAACAUCAAAGUGCUGGACAUGUUGACCCAGGAGAGGGUGGCAGCAGAGAGGAUGGAGUGUCUCUACAGGAUGGACCAGACAACUGCCCAGGGCAGAGAGGAGGCACAGAGGAGACAGCAGGCAGCAGCAACCCAAGAGUUGAAGAGGUGGUGCAUGACUCAGAUCCAGGAUAUGGACCUCCACCCCCAGUACUACAAGCUGCUCCCCUCUCCGUCUGUGGGGGACGAUGGAGACUCAGAGAGCCUCCCCCUGCUCUCUGUCUUCUCUGGGGACAGCAGCAGCUCUCUGGCUAACUACGUCAACCUGCUGUCAUGCCCUUCACCCUCGCCUUCAAUCACCCACAAUGCACCACACAGUCCGGCAAUGGAUCAGGGCCAGGGGUCGGGCAGGAAGUACUUUGAGCUGAAGCUGGACAGAUCACCAGAUGACGACCAGAACACUACUCUUCUCCCUCUGCUAGCUCACCGCCAUCACCCAGGAAUCCUCCUGAGCUCUACCGCCACCCGGUGUCAGCAUCCAGAACUGCUCGACAAUCACAUUCCGGGGCUGAUCUGGGAUGGCUGCUCCAGCAGCAGCCAGUCUCCCAGCAGCAACUGGAAGCAGGGCCGGGGCCAGGACAGCCAUGGCUGGCACCACAAGAAGCACCUCCGGGACCGGAUCAGGACGCGCGGCCUGAUGAGACCACCCAGUGUCGGGACCAGGACCCUAGAGUUCUUCAUGGACAGACCCCCUGAGCCCACAUUCAGUCAGGAGAGAAACAACCUACACGCCAUGGAGGUGACCCAGAGGUUCUUUGAGACAGUGUCCACUCAGCUGGAGUGCUGGUAUGAGAGGAAGAUCCAGGAUGCCAAGCGGCAGGCAGAGCUAAGGGCACAGCAGGACAGGGCCGAACUCCUACAGCGAAUUAGAAGCCUGGAGGAGGAGCUUGAACAGCUCAGGAUGACCAAUGGGAGCACAGACAGUUGAUGCCAACCGGGCUGACAUCAUGAGUUUGAGCAGAGGAAGAGAUGAAGCGAGAGGGUUUACUUUGCCCAAAAUCUGUCCACGAAAAUAAGACCGCAAAGUGAGGAAUUUUUUAUGGAGGACAAUGAGUCGAAUUUGGAUAAGAAAAACUUGAAUUGCUUACUUGAUCAAAUAAAAGUUUCAAAAUGGUUAGGUUGUUAUGAAUGCACUGAUAUAAGUGAACGCAUGUGGCAUUUCGCCAACUAAAAAAAAAAAAAACUUCAUCUCAGUUGCGCCUUUUGUUCACACGCGUAUCUGCCCUCUCAUUGGCUAGAAUAGUCCCACCUGAUCUCGUCUCCUUUGGCCUGCCUUCCAUCAAAGACAAUACAGUGCUUCCAUCUUUGAGGACACUUAUUACCAAUGUUAGUGGUCACUCGACUAUCUUGUCAAUAUAAUAGAUUUUCUUUGGUUUGACCCUUACCUUAACCUAAUUGUAACCAAUUUGAAAAUGAAAUAUCACAUCUGCUACGUCCCCUUUGUUUUUCCCAUUUAUUGCUUAUACAGUGCCUUGCAAAAGUAUUCAAUCCCCUUGGCGUUUUUUUCAAUUUUAUUCCCUUACAA
Molecule: messenger RNA, 3056 nt
Organism: Oncorhynchus tshawytscha (Chinook salmon)
Lineage: Eukaryota; Metazoa; Chordata; Actinopteri; Salmoniformes; Salmonidae
Gene: ankrd6a
Product: ankyrin repeat domain 6a
Exons: 15
Coding region: 96-2459 (787 amino acids)
Molecular function (GO): protein binding
Source: RefSeq, a predicted model, not a curated record